UCGGGGGUGGGGGGGCGGGGGGGCUCCGCUAUGGAGGCAAAUGGGAGCCCAGGCACCUCGGGCAGCGCCAACGACUCCCAGCACGACCCCGGUAAAAUGUUUAUCGGUGGACUGAGCUGGCAGACCUCACCAGAUAGCCUUAGAGACUAUUUUAGCAAAUUUGGAGAAAUUAGAGAAUGUAUGGUCAUGAGAGAUCCCACUACGAAACGCUCCAGAGGCUUCGGUUUCGUCACCUUCGCAGACCCAGCAAGUGUAGAUAAAGUAUUAGGUCAGCCCCACCAUGAGUUAGAUUCCAAGACGAUUGACCCCAAAGUUGCAUUUCCUCGUCGUGCACAGCCCAAGAUGGUCACAAGAACAAAGAAAAUAUUUGUAGGAGGAUUGUCUGCGAACACUGUUGUGGAAGAUGUGAAGCAGUAUUUCGAGCAGUUUGGCAAGGUGGAGGAUGCGAUGCUGAUGUUUGACAAAACUACCAACAGGCACAGAGGGUUUGGCUUUGUCACUUUUGAGAAUGAAGACGUUGUGGAGAAAGUCUGUGAGAUCCAUUUCCAUGAAAUCAAUAAUAAAAUGGUAGAAUGUAAGAAAGCCCAGCCGAAAGAAGUCAUGUUCCCACCUGGGACGAGAGGCCGGGCCCGGGGGCUGCCCUACACCAUGGAUGCGUUCAUGCUCGGCAUGGGGAUGCUGGGCUACCCUAACUUUGUGGCAACCUAUGGCCGAGGCUACCCUGGAUUCGCUCCUAGCUAUGGCUACCAGUUCCCAGCAGCCCUAUUCCCAUAUUUAAAUGCAAGCUUCCCAGCAGCGGCUUAUGGACCAGUGGCGGCAGCGGCAGUGGCGGCGGCUCGAGGAUCAGUCCUGAAUAGCUACAGUGCUCAACCGAAUUUUGGCGCGCCCGCUUCCCCGGCAGGCUCCAACCCGGCGCGGCCCGGAGGCUUCCCGGGGGCCAACAGCCCAGGACCUGUCGCCGAUCUCUACGGCCCUGCCAGCCAGGACUCCGGAGUGGGGAAUUACAUGAGCGCAGCCAGUCCACAGCCUGGCUCGGGCUUCGGCCACGGCAUAGCUGGCCCUUUGAUUGCAACGGCCUUUACAAAUGGAUACCACUGAACAGGUGCUUCGGUUGGCAUCUCACUCUGAGAGCAUACCUGGAUGUCCAGGCAAGACUGGGCGAAGUUUCUGAGUGGCCCUUUGUUUAGGUGAUGUCCUCAGACCUGGAUCCCCACCAGCCUCACUCCUCAUCCCAACCAGAGUGGCACACUUUGGAUUGAGGGUUGACUACGUCUCAUCUCACCACCCUGCUGUAAUAUAAGACAACAGCUUUUAAACGUGUAUAUAACCCAUGGUUUUGGUUUGGUUCUUCUGUUUGUUUUUCUUGGUGGCCUCCCUCUCCCUCCCCCCUCUCCCUUCUCCUUUGGAAUCUCCCUGAAUCACAUUUGGUAGUGAUUUCUGACUUAGCCUGGUGUCACCGUAGCUUAAUAUCUAGUUCACAGCUAACCAUAGUAUACUUGUUAUAUAUUAAGGAGUUUUCUUUUUUUCUUGAAAAAGAGUUUUGUUUUGUUGUUUUGAUUCUGUUCUCACUUUUAAAGGAUGCUGAGAUGGUGAUGUUACUCUCCAUUUUGGGUACCAAUUCUGAGACUGUAAGAAUUUUCAUCUGGGACUUUAGCACACACUGAAGCAAAGUUGUGAUGUGCGGAGCGGGAGGUGGGCAUAGACUCUCUCUGUUGCGUUGUAGAAGUGACAUGCAGUUGGCUGCCUAAGAGACUGUAGCAGUUCAUUUUUGUGACGUCUCUUUGUUAACCUAAGUCUAUUUUCGGCAAUAAGGUAAGGACGGCCGUGUUUUGAGGGUCCUCCUUUUCUAUGAGUGCUUUUCUUUUUCUGUUCAAAGAGGUCAGAUUAUAAGGUUUUUUGAAAUUGUGAAUUCUAAAAAACAAAAAACAAACAAAAAAAUGUUGUAAAUAUAAUUCCAUUAACUACAUAGAAACUAUUAAGAAAGAGAAUCAAAAAUAUUUUUGUGGGGGAGUUGCUCCCAGGCAGUUAGGUGCCCUGGAAGAAGGGAGGGGAGGGAACCUUGAUGAAGCCGGUACUAAACCACAAGAGCACCCAGCUGCCAGGGCCACCCGGGAUUCCACUCUUAGCGCCUCUGUUGGUGUGGUAGACCUAAGAACCGCAUUAGCACCCCGCCAGCCUAGCGACCUCUCUGUGCACAGCUUCAAUGUUACGGUCUAGCUAGAUUUUUAUUUAAAAUAUGAAAAACUGCUUUUCCCAAGACGUUUUUUAAAGGAAAAAAAAAACAAAGCUACAAUUUUAAUAUUUAACAUAUUUAAAGUUUCAAAGCACACCUGUUUUGGCUUAGGGGAGGGGCAGGGUGGGGACAUUCUUUUUCAGUCUUAAUUUUUAAAUAUCUGAUCAUUUUAUAUUGUCCAAUCAUUUCAGCACCUCCAAAGGUCCCUAGGGUACUCUGCCUCUCUCCUCACCCUGUCCCCAAUCCUGCCCCCAGAGAAGGGGGCCCAUGGGCCAGGAGUGGAUAAGCCUGCAUGAAUACACCCUUUCUCCAUUCACUUUCUAUUUACAAAUUAGGGAAGCAACCUUUCGGUUUAUAUAUAUAUGUUUUUUUUGAUACCUCAGUGCUGCAAGUAUCAUCAGAGAGGCUAUGGAAGAGUUGUUUUUUUUUUUUUUUAAUUUAUUGUAGAUGUAAACAGAAUUUUAAAAAUAAAAGGUAUAAACAUCACUGCACUGUGACUGGGGGAAAAACUGACAGUUUCCUGUUUGCACAUGUUUGACAUUUGGCUGUUAGAAUAUAUGGUCCUCAGUUGGGGAAAGACACUUAGGAUGAAGGAUAUUUUUUAAUUUAACUUUUUUUUAAACUAUUGGUAAUAGGUCGGCAACAGCAACUGUAGACGUCCAGCUCAGUAGACGGCAUUCAAGCAUAUUGUAGUGUGGAUAUAUAUUUUUUUUCUUUUUUAAAAUGUGAUAUUGACAUUUUAUUAAUAUUUUUUAAAUUGUUACGUUUAUAAAUUUGGUACUUAAGGCACAGCCAGUAUGAGACACUGAAUGCGACGUUUAUUAUAAAGAACAGCUGCACUCCUGUUUUUAUAAAUUUUACUAACAAAUAGACUAACAUAGACAUUCACAGACACGGUAGCGCAAAAGCAUCUUCACACGAAGUCUCCAAAAAGCUAAUUCAGGAAGAAAGUAAAGAACCCUGCUUCUGUUCUAAUUAAAUGCAACUUAAAAAAAGAAAAGAAAAAGAAAGAAAAUCAUGUUCUUUGUUUUUAAAAUAAAAUGCUGGGUUGUUUGGGAAGGUUUUGGAUUUGGGGUGGUUUUUGUUGUUGUUGUUAAUUGUUUUUACGUUUCCAAACAACUAAACCAAGUACAAUGCUGGAUGCUUUUAAAACACGAAACUCGUUCAAGUCAUCAAAUAACAAAAUAGAAGUUUUACUUUAAAAAACAUCAACGAAGAGAAAGAGGGCGACACUAGGUUCCCAGCAGUUCCGUGUCUAGCUAGGGGAUGAAGUCCUCCUUUGUCCACGUUGGUGACGUCCUGUCCCCCAGCCCCUGUCCAUUUCUCCACGUCCCCAUCACCUCAUAGUGACUCUUUGUUGACCAUCCUUUGUUAAUAAUGUAUAAUAUGGCUCUCUUGUAAGCGUGCUGUCUUGGUAUUAGCGUAGUGACUUUUUUUCUCCUCUUCUAGUACAUAUUGAUAGGUGUAACGUAAUUAAGGUUUAAAAAAAAAUUAGACAUAGUUAUUCAGAUUUAGGACCAGUAAGGAUAGAACUUUCCUUAUUUAUGAAAAGAAAAAAAUGCUAAUAAUUUGGGGGCAGUUUUUUCCUUUUUUUUUUUUUCCGAGUUCAAAUUUAAUUUUAUUUUUGCUGAUUUGAUGUGGUUUCAACUAACCCAAGGUCUCACAAUGUUCAAAUGCCGGCAGACUCCACGGCGUUUUGUAGGUCCCCGCCCCCCUCUCUGUGAAGGGGUGUGCCAUACUACCUUAAAUGCAAACACUAGAUAUGCAAAACUGGAUUUUUUUAAUUUAUUUUUUAAAAGAGGGAGGCGUGGUAUAUUAAAAUGAUUUUACUAAGAGAAAAAAAUAUUUUUUUAAGGAUGCUCAGAAGAAAUUGAUAAUCUGUGUGAAUAUGUUUUAGAUGUUUAUAUACAUUUUGAAGAGACCCAGUAGCCCAUAGCACAAAUCUUGUGAACAUCUGAUAUGUUUUCAAGUGGCUACCUAGGUUAAGGUUCACAUUAGUCCCCCCCCUCCUCAUCUAGAACUCCAUCUUAAACGAUUUUUGUGAAUUCUUUUAACACUGAUGUCCACCCCUGUCUUUGUUUCAGUUAAGCUCAAUAGCGAAUGUGGGGACCUGCUAUCAUAACCUUCCCUUGGGGAGAAACUCUCUUAGCUAAUGGCACCUCCGUGGCAUUAUCAAAUAACCACCAGGGGAUUCUCUGGCUUCCAGAUCCAUCUGCCUGAGACCCCAAGCUCCUCUCCUCCCAAGAGGGGGGAUGGAGUGGCAGUGACUCCUGGUCCUCUUCCUACUUCAGCCUGGAUGUGGGACUGGUGGAGAUGACCAAGCCUGGGUCUCCUCCCCAGGAGCCUCUGCGUGUGUGGUUUGUGGCCUUCCUCAUACCCAUUGGGAAAACGAAACAGCCUCACACUCUAUCCCCAUCGCUCAUUGGCUUGAUUCAAACGAAGCCCCAACAGGCCUUUGCGGUUUUUUUGUUUUGUUUUUUUUUAAUCCCUCAUAACCAUUCUCUUAAUUUGAACUUGUAGCUUGGGCUUUAAGGUAGCAUGGCUCGAUUGUUGUCAACUUAAUGUCUCGCUGCACAGCAAUUCACAGCCAGUGAAUGUUACACACACAUCUUGCUAGACUAGUAUAAAAAUCAUUGGGUAACUGUGGGUUCUAAUGACCUGAAAGGUGUUCAGUUUUGUUUGGGGGGGGGGGUGUUGUUUUUCUUUCAUUUCUUUUUUUCAUUUGAGAAUUUUGGGGAGAAAGUAUUUUUUGGUUCCGACUAGAAAAACAAACGCUAUCUUGAGCGUUAGUGGAAACGCAGGCUAGGGACUUUUAGCCUCCACCACCACCACUACCACACCGCUCCAUUCUGCCAUUCACUCACUGCAGCAUCUUCAAGAAUAAAGCAAUAUAGUUUACCACAUUUGUCUUUAUUGACGGUCAGCCAUGCUUUCUGUGUUAUAUUACGUAUGAAAUUGUUUACAAAAGAAACACUAACUCAUACUUCUCUCUCUCAGUUGGAAGCGACGCACAGGGGCAGAGGGAACUUGGAGGGCAGGUGAGGGAGGGCAGAGGGGGUUUGCUUUUUGGUUUUUUGGCUUUGUUUUUCUUCCUGGUUGUGCUUUACUAACCAGAUCCUCCAAGGAAGGCAGAAGCCAGCCAGGCAGAGAGAGGCGAGAGAGGGGCAGGCUGUGCGGGUGAGCACAUUGAACGGACACGCUGGGAAGCCCCCCCCACCCUCAGCUAGAGCAGAAAACCAAUGUCACCUGAGCCCAGUCCUGGGCACAGACACUACACAAGGCAGCGCUGGAAGUGAAGCAAUACUUUAAUCCUGUCUAAGUUAGUUUUCUUCUGUUCUUUCUUUUUUUUUUUCUCACCAAAAAAAAAAAAAAGUAAACUAAAACACAAAAACAAACAAGCAAGCAAACAGAAAAACAUAUAAAUAAAACCCACCCCUCUCGGGGAACAACCACAAUUCAAACACGGCUAUUUAAUGAUCAGAAGGUGUUGUCUCAGAUAGGACUUCAUUUCCGGAAGGCAGGGCACGAGGGGGAAGGGGGGGUGGAACUGAGAGACAGUUCCAGAGCCUCCAUGGAAGGCUCCUCCUGCUGUAUUCUGUACAUACUGUACCACCCUGUGUGGGGUCUGUGAGUGUGCUCUUGAGUAGCGUGGGCUAGCCAAUCUGCCAUUCAUGGUGUUAUAAACUCAGAAUUCCAUAUGUAAUAGGAUGCAGGUCUAAGCGUUUCAUGUGGACAUAAAUGUAUCUAAAUAAAACUUCCCCUAGCACUGUG
Messenger RNA from Peromyscus californicus insignis, 6004 nucleotides. RefSeq names its product musashi RNA binding protein 2 (gene Msi2). Gene Ontology annotation, cellular component: cytoplasm. Gene Ontology annotation, molecular function: RNA binding. The coding region runs from base 31 to 1098 and encodes 355 amino acids. The transcript is spliced from 15 exons. The record is from RefSeq and is a predicted model, not a curated record. Lineage: Eukaryota; Metazoa; Chordata; Mammalia; Rodentia; Cricetidae.